GAGAGCAGACGUGUGGAGAGUGGGUUUGGUUUUCACGCUGCAUACUUCUUGUUCAAACCACAGAAACAGAAAUACUUAAAAGGGCUUGGGAAAUAUGACAUCUUUCGACCCCACAGACCACCAACACAUACGUUUUAAUCCACUGAAGGAGGAAUGGGUGUUGGUGUCCCCACAUCGUAUGAAGAGGCCGUGGGCAGGCCAAGUGGAAAAACCUGAGGAAGAGAACAUCCCGAGACAUGACCCAAAAAAUCCUCUUUGCCCUGGAAACACUCGGUCUAGUGGCAAGGUCAAUCCAGACUACGACGGGACCUUUGUAUUUGAUAAUGAUUUCCAAGCCUUACUAGAGAGUGUGCCGGAACCUGAGAAGAACGAUGACCCACUGUUUCAGUCGGCAUCCGCACGGGGAAAGUGUCAGGUGAUGUGUUUUCAUCCCCACACUGACGUCACUCUCCCCAUCAUGUCCCAGGCAGAGGUCCGAGCUGUCAUCGACAAGUGGGCUGAAAUCAACACUGACCUUGGUAAAAAGUUUGAAUGGGUACAGAUUUUUGAAAACAAGGGUGCUAUGAUGGGCUGUUCUAAUCCACACCCACACUGCCAGAUUUGGGCGAGUUCCUUUAUACCUAAUGAGCCCUCAGUAAAAGACAGAACACAGAAGAAAUAUAUGGAGAAAUACAAACAACCUUUACUGCUGGAUUAUGUAAAACAGGAGCUGGAAAAGAAGGAGAGAAUAAUUCUACAAAAUGAACAUUGGGUGUGGCUAGUACCUUAUUGGGCAGUCUGGCCUUACGAGACAAUCCUGUUACCUCGACGACAUGUACUCAGAAUACAGGAUCUCACAGAUCUGGAAAGGGAAUCUCUCGCCGACAUUAUUAAGAAACUGCUGUCCAAGUAUGAUAAUAUGUUUGAAAUUUCAUUUCCUUACUCCAUGGGUUGGCAUGGUGCGCCGACAGGUAAGAUGUACGAGAAGGAUAACCAGCACUGGCAGCUACAUGCACUGUACUACCCUCCAUUACUGAGGUCAGCUACAGUGAAAAAGUUCAUGGUCGGCUACGAGAUGCUGGCUCAGUCCCAGAGAGAUCUGUCUGCUGAACAGGCUGCAGAGAAGUUGAGAAACCUAUCGGAUAUCCACUACAAACUUCAGACUAACAAGGACAAGGAAUAGACGAACAAUUCUGUCCGGGUGGUGUUACUACUACAGUGUGUCCUAAAUUCCACAAGCCUCUAGUUUUGGUGCUACUAUAUCUAGGAAAUGGCUUAUAUUGUAAACUAUCGUUAAGUUUAAUGAGAUUUUAUCAAGUUCUGUAGGACAUUGGUGUUUAUAUCGAGACAAAGUGUUUUGUUUGUCUUUAAGGGCUGUUCCAAAAUUAUCCAUGUGGGAUGUGUGGGAGGCAAUUCUUCUGAGACCAUCACCAUCCGUCAAAUAUCAAAACAUAUUUAGUAUAUAGAAUACUAGAAAAAUGGGGUUUUUCCCCACCAUCAAAUUUUAAUACAGGUGCCUCCUUCCCUCCCACACAGUUAUUUCUGGAAUAGAUUAUCAGGGAUAUUCCAGUAAAAUGUAUCCUACAGGAGGACACCGGAAAUGAGGAAAUUCUAUACAUGGAGGGCUUGGGAGAAAAUGUGUCUUAUUAUAUGUACUGUUUAAUUCACUUCUAUUUCUGUGGUUCCUGUUUGAAUUCUCCCCUUGGUUAGAUAGUUUAUUGGAACAUCCCUAAAUUUUAGUUCCUAUGUCUUUUUUCAUCAUAUAACAUGAUCUAGUAAUGAUUAUCAUAUAAAAGAUAUAAGAGUACACAUGUACAAGACUCAUGCCCAGGAUUAGAGGAUGAUAGGAUCGAUUCCCUCUGAAGAGUAUUCCAAUGGAUUUACCCAAAUUUAGAAAUUCUGGGGGCAUGAAAGAGUCUCAUUCUGGUGAAAAGAUUCUAAAAUGCUACAAAAGGAUCAACUUGAUACUUCUCCUUUUUUUUGACAAAGCAAACUGAUCUGUAAAAUAGUCUCACAUUCUUCCAGAUGUAAUACCUUGCAUACAAUUUAUUGUAAAAGAGGUCUGUAUUAUGAUUUUCUGAAAACAAUAUGUGCAAUAACACUAUUGUGAUGUCAUAACUUCAUGACACCUUUCUGUUGUCUCAAUAAUGGAAAUGUCUAUUUUAUUGAAAAUACAUUUAAAGCAUACUUCUCAAGUUGUAUUAAUAAAUAAGUGUAUAACAGAAAUGUUACUGUGGAACCUCAACUGAAAGGGGAAGAGAAUCACUCAUAGUGAUAGAUAAAAUCUAGUACUGGUGUUUGAGUAAUAUGCUUGUGAAUAGCUUUGGUUUCUUUUUUGGAUGUAGAUUUCAAAUCAAUGUGAGUGAUAAUAGAAUCUUUCAUCCUCUUGAGGCUGAGUGUUUGGCAGCUUAAGAAUCUUACCCCAAGGGUUGAGACCUCUCUGUCUCAUUCUCAAGGGGCUGAUUAAUUAUUUUUCUCUUACUCUGUGUAAAAGGAACGGGUUGAUGUGGCUUGUACUGUGCUAAAUAUGGUCUCUGUCACUGUUGAUGGAGCAUGCUUCUUUGGCUCAAUAGGUAGAGUCGUUCACACCGGAGCCGGGUUUGAUUCGUGUCAGGUCACUUGACAGGAAUGUAUUUUUCACAUUGACACCCAAUUAAAUACCAUGUUGGUGGUAUUGAGAGUCUCAGGUUGAGAUUCGGGUAAAUCUCCAGAAAAAUAGGGAGUAGUCAAAAAGGAACGGGUCGGUGUCCCUUAGCUGACAGAGCAUGCUUCUUUGGCUCAUGAGGUAGAGCUGUGGCUUAUCACACCGGAGACCCGGGUUCGAUUCCUGUUGGGCACUUGUAAUGAAUGUGUUUUUCCCACCCUGUUUACCCUGAGUGAGUGCUAUGUAUCAAAUAUUGACAUUACACCAAUGAAAGACAAUGUUGAUGUUAAGUGAUUGAAUUGUUUCAGCAAUGUCAUACAAUUGUGAAAAAUGUGCAAAGAGCAUUUAUAUCUUGUCUCAACCCUAGGGUGAGGUAAGAAAAUCUUACAUCAGUAAAAUGGUGGAUAUCUCUGUCCAUGGUAAGAGAAACUGUUCUCACAUACUUCACAGGGUUAUCCGGCGGUUGCUAGGAAAAAGAUAAAUCGAUCUUACACAGGGUGGGUAAAGACAGCCGACACGCGCUAUAUGACGCUGCUCACAAUAACGUAACGUCAUCAUUUUACGUUGAGUAACCAAGUCAUAAAUGAUGACAUCAUCAAUUUUGAUGCACAUUCCAAGAAGCAUUGAAGAUGGCGCGAUGAAAAACUUCCGUUUUAGUAUGUGAGAAAAAUAAUCAAUCGUGGGUCUGUUCCGCGAACAAGGAUAUCUCAACCCUCGUGUAAGAGUUUGGCUGGCCAGCACUCUGCAAGCCUUAUGCUUACUGGCCAAACUCUUACACUCGGGUUGAAAUAUUCCUGUCCACGGAAUAGACCCAUGAUAGAUUCUAUUACUCUCUUUGUUGACACAUUUGGAUGUAAAAUGGUAAACAUUUCAAAUAUCAUGCCAGUUAGUGAUAUGUAUUAUUGUUUAUUUAUUUUGUUGUAUUUGAAUCUCACACCAGAGUUUAAAUGGAGGACAUAUCUGAUGAAUAAGUGUAGGAAUUUUUUACCACAUUUUAUCUGAAGAUGCGAAAAUUAAUCAAGGCCUCGAGAUUAUUGUAUUCAUGUAUUUUACUAACCAGUGACAAUAUGUAGUCACAAUUAAUAUACCGAACUUAAUCAAAUCUUGUACAGCAUUAUAAUCUAAGUGGAAUGAUUGUACUUUGAAUUUAAAUUGUUAUUUUGUUGGGAUGAGAUGUCAUCAUUUAGAUUAAGUGUUAGUCUGUGUCACAGAUACAGGAAUAGUGUGCCUGGAUUUGGGAUCAAACACUCUGCUGCUGUAUCUAUCAAGGUAAAGGGAAAUUUCAUCUAGUGCAAAUUAGAAGGUGACUGUAUACAUAUUAACGUUAUAUAAAUCAAAACCACCCACACAUUUAUGGCUUACAGUCGCUGUUUUUCAUGAGGAUUUUAAUUAAUAUCACACAUUGAUGGCUUACAUUUGCUGUUUUUCAUGAGGGUUUUAACUAAUAUUAUAUUUUAUGGAUUCAUUGUCUAUAUUUCAAUACCUUAAGAACAGAGCAAGGGAAAGAGAGACAGUGAAAGGGAAGUGAGACAGAGAAGGGGAAAGAGAGACAGAGAAGAGAGACGGUGAAGGGGAAAGAGAGACAGAGAGAGAAGGGGAAAGAGAAAGACAGUGAGGGGAAGGAGAGACAGCAGGGGAAGAGAGACAGAGAAGGGAAAAGAGAGACAGAGAAGGGGAAAGAGAGACAGAAUGAGAGAAUGAAUAAAUAGCAAUGGUAGUGUUGGUAGGGAAGUUAUGUUCUUAGAAGAUUCAAUUAUAAAAACAGGUGUGUUUUAUCCAAAAUGUCCAGUCUUUCUGAAAUGAAACCACAGGACUUUUGUCAUAAUUGAAAUUUUUGAUGAAAUUACAAUUUUAUGUGUAGAUAUAAAUUUAAGAUAUAAAUACAGUGUAUAAAGAAAAUCCAUGACUGAUUCAAAAUUAAAUUUGUUGUGAAAUGGCAAGAUGCUUUCAUAAUUGUAUAUACCAUUCUCUGUUUUAGGUAUAACUUAAAACAUUGAACUAUUUUACUAUAAAUUAUUUUGAAAAUUUGAUACCAUAUACAUGUACAUUUGUGAAUCUCUUGACUGAUUCAAGAUUACAUUUGAUGUGAAAUGGCAAAUGCUUUCAUAAUUGUAUAUGCUAUUCUCUAUUUUAGGUAUAACUUAUAACUAUUUUAUUAUAAUUUAUAUUGAAAACUUUAUAUCACAUACAUUUGUGAAUCUGCUGCUGUUGUAUAUAUCAUGGUGUGGAUUCAGUAUCUCAGUGUAAAUAUGCUAUUUGUUCCUACCUCCAACUGUCUCAAAAUAUAGGGUGUAUUUAUUGUUUAUCAACCAAAAUUAUUCUGACAUUUAUCAACUCUUUAUAUAGGUCUUACAUAGAUUAUGCGACAUGCCAAGACCGAUUUUGAAAAGUUGAUAAAGGGUAAAAUAAUUCAGAUUUAUCAUUUCUUUGAAACUUUAUAAAGCCUAGCCUGGGAAAUGUGAACCAGAAAAUUGUAAAUUUUACAAUAUAGUUGAUAGGUACAUAUUGUUUAUAAGAACAUUUAAUACAUGUAGCCAGGGAUACCUGUAUGUUAUAUCAAGGUUAGUAAGUAGACACUAUGUUACACCUGCCUUUCACCUAGGCGGCUCAGGGUCAGAUUCUCCGAUCACGUGAAAUGGUAUAUGGGUCACCUGCCUUUGACCUAGGCGGCUCGGGUCAGAUUCUCCGAUCACGUGAAAUGGUAUAUGGGUCACCUGCCUUUGACCUAGGCGGCUCGGGUCAGAUUCUCCGAUCACGUGAAAUGGUAUGGGUCACCUGCCUUUCACCUAGGUGGCUCGGGUCAGAUUCUCUGAUCACGUGAAAUGGUAUGGGUCACCUGCCCAAUCACAUUGGUUUUCCCCGGUACUCUGGUUUCCUCAUGUGGUACCAUCCAGGCCAGCAUGAGAGAUAAGUUGAUAUAACUUGUUUGUUAAAUAGAUAAACUUUAUUUUUAUACCCUGUUCACCUUCAAUAUAGAUGACAAUAACAUUGCGUCAGUAUCUAUGACGAGGUACUAGGUACCGGUAUCUAUGACGAUGUACUAGGUACCAGUAUCUAUGACGAGGUACUAGAUACCAGUAUCUAUGACGAGGUACUAGAUACCAGUAUCUAUGACGAGGUACUAGAUACCAGUAUCUAUGACGAGGUGCUAGAUACCAGUAUCUAUGACGAUGUACUAGGUACCAGUAUCUAUGACGAGGUACUAGGUACCAGUAUCUAUGACGAUGUACUAGGUACCAGUAUCUAUGACGAGGUACUAGGUACCAGUAUCUAUGACGAGGUACUAGGUACCAGUAUCUAUGACGAGGUACUAGGUACCAGUAUCUAUGACGAUGUACUAGGUACCAGUAUCUAUGACGAGGUACUAGGAUACAGUAUCUAUGACGAGGUACUAGAUACCAGUAUCUAUGACGAGGUACUAGAUACCAGUAUCUAUGACGAGGUACUAGGUACCAGUAUCUAUGACGAGGUACUAGAUACCAGUAUCUAUGACGAGGUACUAGGUACCAGUAUCUAUGACGAGGUACUAGGUACCAUAUUCAACCUAAUGAUCCCACCUGUACCUGUACUCCCACCCCAACCGGUAUUUAUGUGAAAGAUGUACCUAAUUAAAACUAACUAAUUAAAGCCUGUAACAGGAUUGCUUACCUCACUGAUCUGCUUUAUGUAAUGCACAUGAUCUGCAGACUUUUAUCACUUUUCCAGAGAAGAAAACCUUACUUACUUAAUUGUUUCAAUAAAUCACACACCAUUUGAAUUCAAAAUAUAAUUGAACACAUGUUCUUCUGUUCAUUUUCCCCAAUGAUGUCGACUGAUUCAAAGUAUAAUUUGGGGAGAAGAAUUCUAGAAUUGGAUACUUGCAUACUGUAAUCUGAUUUGAGUUUUAUCUUAUGCAUGAUUAAGUAUGAACCAUGGCCUUUAUAUCAUACUGACUUUUAUGAAAUGAUUGUUGUUAUGUAGUUGAUUUUUAAAUAUGUCAUUUUUAACAUCAGGACUAGAUGUUUAGCAUGAUGUCACAUUUUCAUGUCAUCAAAACAUUAUGGUAAUUCAUGUAAAUUAACUGUUAAAGAAUUUGUAUAAAUGGCAUCAUACAACAAUUCCUUUUAGCUCAUCUGGUCCAAAGGACAGGUGAACCCAUGUUGUGGUGCAUCAUCUGUCAUCCUUCAACUUUUACUAAGAUUUGCUGCUACUUGAACUACUGUGUGGAUUUUGUAUCAAUGGUGUGGACAUGGGCCAGAGGGGGCCAAUAGGGGAAAGUUAGCAAAUUCUUUAAAAUAUUUCUUCUUUAGAAAUGUAGUGUUUUCCCAUACUCACUGCAAUAUCCAGGUGUGUGAUACAGGCCCUCUAGACCUCUUAUUGUAUAAAUAGUUUUUCGAGACAUUUAUUUGCAAACAACUUGAUUUCAUCAUUGUAGACAUAAAUCCAGAAAAGAUAUUGGUUCAAAUAAAAUUUUUUUUAUUUAAAUCAA
This is a messenger RNA of Pecten maximus, 7091 nucleotides long. RefSeq names its product galactose-1-phosphate uridylyltransferase-like. Gene Ontology annotation, biological process: beta-D-galactose catabolic process via UDP-galactose, Leloir pathway. Lineage: Eukaryota; Metazoa; Mollusca; Bivalvia; Pectinida; Pectinidae. The transcript has 10 exons. Gene Ontology annotation, cellular component: cytoplasm. Gene Ontology annotation, molecular function: UDP-glucose:hexose-1-phosphate uridylyltransferase activity; zinc ion binding. The record is from RefSeq and is a predicted model, not a curated record. The coding region runs from base 95 to 1162 and encodes 355 amino acids.